Messenger RNA from Arctia plantaginis, 1860 nucleotides. The record is from the annotation of a GenBank genome assembly. Lineage: Eukaryota; Metazoa; Arthropoda; Insecta; Lepidoptera; Erebidae.
AUGACUAACGGCGACUCCAGCGCGAAUUCUAAAGUCGUGGCGAUACCAUUCCCCUUUGUGAAAAGAAAAGUAGAGUGCGCUGGUGCAGCAUUUCUUAGAUAUCACAAUAUUAAAUGCCAUGGUGGCGACGCGCUGUUUGAAACUCUCCAGUCCAACGAGAAGACCGAGGAGGUCAUUUUCGAUGAUGACGUCGAGUAUCUGCGGAGCUUGGACCCUAAGGAUUGGAAGAUGCAGGACCAUUAUGCUGUUCUAGGUAUAAAAAAUUUACGAUACAAAGCUACCGAUGAUGAUAUAAAGCGUGCUUAUCGGCAGAAAGUGUUAAAACAUCACCCCGACAAGCGUAAGGCGCAAGGCGAGGAGGUUCGCAGUGACGAUGACUAUUUCACAUGCAUCACCAAAGCUUACGAGAUAUUAGGCACUCCAAUUAAACGCAGGUCAUAUGAUUCCAUAGACCCUACCGUGGAUGAUACCGUGCCAUCGCAAGCUGAUGUUAAAAAGGAUGGCUUUUACAAAUCUUUCGUUAAACAUUUUGAAUCUAACGCUCGGUGGUCAGAGAAGAAAAAUGUGCCUUUGUUGGGUGAUGAGAACAGUUCCCGAGAACAAGUCGAGAGGUUUUACGCAUUUUGGUACGACUUUGAAUCGUGGCGCGAGUUCUCUUACUUGGAUGAGGAGGAGAAAGAGAGGGGACAGGAUCGGGAGGAGAGGCGAUGGAUAGAGAAGCAAAACAAGGUUGCACGAGCUAAACUGAAGAAGGAGGAAAUGGCCCGUUUACGUAGUUUAGUUGAUCUUGCAUAUGCAUCUGAUCCUCGAAUUCAGCGGUUUAAGCAAGAGGACAAAGAUAAGAAACUAGCUGCCAAACGAGCUAAACAGGAUGCUGUCCAAGCCAAGAAAGCAGAGGAAGAACGUCUGAUGAAGGAGGCCCUGCUUGCCAAGCAGAAAGCUGAAGAGGCAGAAAGAGCCCGGAUAGAGGCAGCCCGUGCUGAACGAGAGCAACAGAAAAAGAAUCUUAGGAAGGAACGUAAAGCAUUUAGAGAUCUCUGUAAAUCUAACAAUUACUACUCUAAGAGCGACGAGGAGACUGUUGCACAUAUGGCAGCGGUGGAGAAAAUCUGUGAAAUGAUGAAACUCGUAGAAUUACAGGAAUGUAUUAAAUCAAUUGAGAGUAAAGGAAGGGAAGCAUUCGUGAAUACUGUAAAAGAGACCGAAGAAAAGCUAGAAGCUGAGCGAAAAGCUUUAUUUGAAAAUAGGAAAGUUGAAGAACAUAAAGCUAAGAAGGAAUCUGCACUCAAACAGCCAAUAGAAUGGUCGGUUGAGAUGACACAACUUCUAAUUAAAGCCGUUAACUUAUUCCCAGCAGGAACAAACCAGAGAUGGGACGUUGUAGCCAACUUUUUAAAUCAACACGGCACAUUCACUGAUGAAAGAAGGUUUGUAGCAAAAGACGUACUAAACAAAGCAAAAGACUUGCAAAGCUCAGACUUCUCUAAAAGCAGCCUCAAAAAAGCUGCCAAUGAGGAGGCUUUCGAUCAAUUCGAGAAGGAGAAAAAGAAGAUGCAUAACCAUAUUGAUGAUAGUGGUAUAUCUAAAAGUGAUAAUCCGUCUAAAGUUAAAUUAGUGAAUGGAACAGCUACUCCUAAGGCCGAGGAAGUCGUCGCCAAGCCUGAUGACAAGCCUUGGACGAAAACCGAACAAGAACUAUUAGAGCAGGCGAUCAAGACUUUCCCUGUGAGUACAUCGGAGAGAUGGGAGAAGAUUGCCGACUGCAUACCUAACCGUACUAAAAAAGACUGCAUGAAGCGUUACAAGGAGUUAGUGGAAUUAGUUAAAGCAAAGAAACAAGCAGCUAAUCUCUCAAAAUAG